GUAGUAGACAGUGAUUACUUUCCUGUAAAAAACUUUAAAGUGUUCUGAAAAUGUCAUUUCAAAGAUUUCUGUCUAGGUCAAAUACUGUUCUCAGAGGAAGACUAAUAUCAUUAAGCCCUCAGGGAUGUAUUUAUAUGCGACAUGGUAAGGAAUCCAACAGCGCUCAUUUCUCAACAUCGCAGUCAUGGAGAGCCUGUUUUUAUUCAGACCCUGUGGAGACCGUCCAGGACAUUCCUAAUGGCUCCAAGCUUCUAGUUGGAGGCUUUGGUUUGUGUGGGAUCCCGGAGAAUCUAAUCAGUAGCCUGCUGAAAACAGGAGUAAAAGACAUCACAGCUGUGAGCAACAAUGCUGGGGUUGACAACUUUGGCCUGGGCAUGCUUCUGAAAAGCAAACAGAUAAAGCGCAUGAUAUCGUCUUAUGUUGGGGAAAACGCAGAGUUUGAGAGACAAUAUCUUUCAGGCGAGCUGGAACUAGAGCUUACACCUCAGGGCACAUUAGCAGAGAGGAUCCGGGCUGGUGGUGCAGGAAUCCCAGCGUUUUUUACUCCCACCGGAUAUGGCACUCUCAUCCAGGAGGGCGGCUCGCCCAUUAAAUACAACAAAGAUGGGACCAUUGCCAUUGCAAGUGAAAGAAGAGAGGUUCGAGAGUUUAAUGGCAGGCAUUAUGUCAUGGAAAAGGCGAUCACUGGUGACUUUGCUUUGGUAAAGGCCUGGAAAUGUGAUAGAGCAGGAAAUCUUAUUUUCAGGAAAACAACCCGCAAUUUCAAUCAGCCUAUGUGUAAAGCAGCCAAAGUCACCAUAGUGGAGGUCGAAGAGAUUGUUGAUAUUGGAAGUUUUAAUGCAGAAGACAUUCACAUUCCCGGCAUCUAUGUAGACCGCGUGGUGAAAGGAGCCAGCUAUGAAAAAAGAAUCGAGAAAAGGUUGGUUCAAUCAGGCAAGGAGGAGAAGCCUAAAGUGAAGCAGGAGUCAGAUAUAACCCGGGAGAGAAUCAUCCGGCGAGCUGCACUGGAGUUUCAGGAUGGCAUGUAUGCUAAUCUUGGUAUUGGGAUCCCUAUGCUGGCCAGCAAUUACAUUAGUCCUGAUAUCACUGUGCACUUGCAGAGUGAGAAUGGAAUUUUAGGACUGGGCCCUUAUCCAACAGAAAGUGAAGUGGAUCCUGAUUUAAUCAAUGCUGGUAAAGAGACGGUAACAGUUUAUCCAGGAGCUGCCUACUUCUCCAGUGAUGAAUCCUUUGCCAUGAUCAGAGGUGGUCACAUUGAUCUGACCAUGCUGGGAGCAAUGCAGGUUUCCAAGUAUGGAGAUCUGGCCAACUGGAUGAUCCCAGGUAAAAUGGUGAAGGGGAUGGGUGGAGCGAUGGACCUGGUGUCUAGUGAUGCCACAAAAGUUGUGGUCACUAUGGAACAUACUGCCAAGGGUGGGAAGCAUAAAAUCUUAGACAAGUGCACACUUCCUCUGACUGGAAAACAGUGUGUUGACCGUAUAAUCACUGAAAAGGCGGUGUUUGAUGUAGACAAGAGCAAGGGUUUAACUCUCAUUGAGAUUCUGGAAGGAUUGACACCAGAUGACAUCAGAGCCUGUACCGGGACAGAGUUUGAGGUGUCGCAAAACUUACGACCAAUGCAGCAGAUAUGAGGAUUUGUAGCGUUGAGCUUCUGUCAGUCUGCUGAGACACAGCCAGAUGGAGACAGAGGACUGGACUGCGCACAUUUGAAAAAUGUCUUUGCAUUUCUUUUUUUAUGUCCUGCAUUUCUGAAUGUGGCAUAAAAACCUAAUUAUGUCACAGUAAUUGAAAUAAAGAAAGAGUAAUCUUGUACCACAUUGCUAUAAGAAUACAAAGAGAAAGAAAUAUAUUUGUUCUUUGUUACUGUCCCACUAAACAAAAUAUUGGAAAAUACCAGUCAAAAUAAAAUGCUAUUUAAAA
Messenger RNA from Danio rerio (zebrafish), 1920 nucleotides. It is a transcript of the gene oxct1b, whose product is annotated as 3-oxoacid CoA transferase 1b. Gene Ontology annotation, molecular function: CoA-transferase activity; succinyl-CoA:3-oxo-acid CoA-transferase activity. NCBI's taxonomy places the organism in Eukaryota, Metazoa, Chordata, Actinopteri, Cypriniformes, Danionidae. The record is from RefSeq and is marked provisional. Gene Ontology annotation, biological process: ketone body catabolic process. Gene Ontology annotation, cellular component: mitochondrion.